Molecule: messenger RNA, 683 nt
Organism: Leptopilina boulardi
Lineage: Eukaryota; Metazoa; Arthropoda; Insecta; Hymenoptera; Figitidae
Exons: 4
Coding region: 83-592 (169 amino acids)
Source: RefSeq, a predicted model, not a curated record
UACAAUGUAUAAAUAAGAAUUGAAUUUUAAAUAAUUUUUUACAGUUUUACAUUGAAGAUUGUCUGUAAUAAAUAAAUUUAAAAUGAUAAAAUUUCUUUGCGUAUUAGUUGUUUUCUUUGCUAUUGGAUAUGCAUUGGAGAAAAAAGCUGAAUUUACUAAGGCACGUUUUAUAAAAGGAAUAAAUUAUCCUGGUCUAACUAUAAAAAUAAAAAAUGAUAAAACUGAAUUUACAUGGAAUGAACCAAUUAGUGUAGAUAAAAAUUCUUUAAGAGCUACUUUUAUUAUUAAAUUUACAAAUCUCAAUAAAAUUGAGUCUGUUGAUCUAGACAAUCUGUGUGGUACUAAUGAAAAAGCUUCAUUUAAAGAAAGCGUUCAACUCUUUAUUUUGAAAACUAUCGCUGAUGUUAAUACUUGUCCGAUCAAAAAAGGAACACAAGCCACAUUUAGUGUACCUUCAGCUUUUUCGUAUACGAUGAAUGGAAAUUUGUGUGGACCAUUUCGAUCGGAAAUGAAAGUGUUUAGAAAAAAGGAUAAUGGAAAUACCAAUCCAUUAUUUACCGGGAUGUUUGAAGGAAAUAUCACAGGCUGUUAAGAAGAAUAAUUAAAAAAAGGUUCAUUUAAACAAAAUAAAACAAAAAAUAAUUCCUAACAUUUAAUUUAAUAAAGUAAUGAUAAAAACAUAA